This is a messenger RNA of Seminavis robusta, 822 nucleotides long. The record is from the annotation of a GenBank genome assembly. Lineage: Eukaryota; Bacillariophyta; Bacillariophyceae; Naviculales; Naviculaceae.
AUGUCGGCCAACGUGAUCAGCGACAACAACCAGCAGCCAGUUAAUGAGUGCUCUGGAGAUGAUGAUGAUAGUGAUGCCCUGUUCGUGCCAACCUCUCUAGGGUUGGGUGCUGGUGGUGGCAAUGCCCAGGAACGGGUAUCCUCCAUAUCGUUGAGGAAACGACAAGCUGAGAGAGGCCAAGAAGAAGAAGAAGAAGAAGAAUCCAGCCACCCAAAGUUUUCCGUGACAUCCUACAAUUCGGCCUUUCUACAAGGCCUCUUUGGAGAUAUUGCUGCCAACAACCCCAAGGAAGAUCUGAAUGACGCCAAGGCGGAUACCCUUAGAGCUACCACCUUCAACUCGGAAUCCAUGGCAUCCAUCAAGAGUGAACACAACCUUGCAAAGCGUCGCCUAGUUUCUGCCACCAAAUCCCUGCAACGAUGUGGCCCCUCCUUGGCCAAUCUGAUGUCUGCUGGUUCGGUGGUAGUUUCCCCCUUCAAGUGCAGGCAUUCGUCGAUGAUCCUGACCAAGCCCAAGGACCUUCCUGCCACAGUGAGUGCAUCCUUGUCCUUUCAACUCGAUCGGAGCAAGUCGACGGAUGAUUUGCCCCGCAAGGUCGUCACUUCUUCUCAGGAUACCCCCGAAGGAGACUUUGGGUGGUUUGUGGAUCCGGAUGUUCACGGUGAUUCGAACGCCCGUCCCCGCACGCAGACUCAAAAGUCCAUUCCCUUGGCAUUUUCGGCUCCCACUGCCCCCAUCCCCAACGAACGUAACGAUCAGGCGGAAGUGGAAUGGGCUCAGGCAGCGGACACAGUCGAUGAAGUCCUCGGAGACUUUUUCUAA